This is a messenger RNA of Punctularia strigosozonata HHB-11173 SS5, 357 nucleotides long. RefSeq lists its product as uncharacterized. The record is from RefSeq and is a predicted model, not a curated record. The transcript has 2 exons. The annotation marks the transcript as partial. NCBI's taxonomy places the organism in Eukaryota, Fungi, Basidiomycota, Agaricomycetes, Corticiales, Punctulariaceae.
UGGGACUACGUGUACGACCGGCUACAGCUGCAUGAUCGAGAAAUGAUCAAGGGAUACUCGGAGGAUAUCGAUAACCUCCUCAUCUUUCUCCAACAAAUCUCCUUGAACCAAGCCGCACCUGCGUCCAUCGAUCCGCUGAACAUGUCCUUUCAGGCCGAUUCCCAUGUGGUCGCGAUCAACGCACUCUGGUUCCUCAGCCUCAUCCUCGCGCUCGCCUCUGCUCUGCUCGGCAUAUUCGUGAAGCAAUGGCUUCGCGAGUACAUGGCAUGGCCGAACAUCUCCCCCGUUCAGCACGCCAUACAGCUUCGGAAGUUCCGCUACGAUGCCUUUCAAAAAUGGAAAGUCCCCACUAUCGUG